AUGACAGAUGGAGCAUUGCCGAAUUUGUUUCUGAUUGGGCUUAUACUUGACAGUGUGGAGAAGCGGGCAUUUGUUAACCAGACUGUGAUUUUGCCGAUGAAGGCAAGAAGGAUUCUGAAUGCUCUGAAGAGCUGCGAGGAAUCAAAAAUAUUUCUGAGCAGGGUUACAAAGAGAGAAGCGCCUGAUUAUUACGAAGUGAUAAAGAGGCCAAUGGACUUGAGCAUUGUGCAGAAGAAGAUUGGAAAAUACAACACCUUUGAAGAGUUUAAGGACGACCUGGACUUGAUAUGGAGCAACUGUCUUGAGUACAACCAGGCAAAGUAUUAUCGGGAGUGUGCAUUGAAGAUGGCGGAUGUGGUGUCUUCGUUUGAGAUUGAUGUGAAGGCAGUGCCUAUUGAUGAGGAGAUUCUAGAGAUACAAACUGUUAGUGAAGGGAAAGUCAUUGGUGGAAUUGUUGCAGAUUGUGAGGUUUUAAACAUGGUUUGCAAGAUUAUUAUGUCGGUAGGAUAUUGCUCUGCAUCGAAGAUAGCGUUGAAGGUGUUUUGUGAUGUUGUAAAGCAUAAGAUCUCGAAGAUUGUGAGGGAGCAGAUGCAAAAGCAGAGCAUGUUUGUGUAG
Molecule: messenger RNA, 615 nt
Organism: Ordospora pajunii
Lineage: Eukaryota; Fungi; Microsporidia; Ordosporidae
Product: bromodomain-containing protein
Exons: 1
Coding region: 1-615 (204 amino acids)
Biological process (GO): regulation of transcription by RNA polymerase II
Cellular component (GO): SLIK (SAGA-like) complex; SAGA complex
Molecular function (GO): protein binding; structural molecule activity
Source: RefSeq, a predicted model, not a curated record